AUGCACGCUCGCCUCUGCCACAGCUGCAAACUCCUGGCGAGCGCCGCUCGGCUCGCACCUCCCGGCCCUGUGCCACUCGUCGCCCUCGCCGCUUCCGCCGCCGCCAUCUCCGCCGCCGCGAUCUGCCUCACUGCGGCGCGCGAGGCGUCCAAAGGGCUGCAGUCUCCGUCGUCGCUCUUCACCGCCCUCGCGGCGGCGGUCAUCGGGCCUGCCUUGGCCCCCGUCGCCGUGGCGCUGUACGGGCUCGCGGUCCGCCGGCAGUAUCUCGCCGCCGACCCCGACAAGAUCGCCGCCGCGUUUCCCGCGUCAGAGCUCUCCAACUACUGCUCUCCGCUCGUGGAAUGCUGCUCGGGCGCCGUGACUAACCUGGGUAUGCUCCUGCUGCACAUACUCGCCUUCGCCUUCGUCGCCGUCUCGCUCGCCCUGUUUGCCGCCACGGGCGCCGCCUCCGCCCUCUCGUACAGCGGGGCGGCGGGCUGGGCGUGCGGGGACGUCCGCGACGACCUUGCCCACCCGCUGCCAGAGGUACUCGCCAACGCGACUGCCGCGCUGAGCCUCUGCCGGUCGGCGAGCGCGUGCCCCGCGACGGCGCUCUGCGCGGCGGUGGCGCAGCUCCACGAGGGCAGCGCCGACGUGAGCUGCUUCCGCCUCGCCGCCAACCUUCACCUCGCCGGCGCCGUCCUCGGGUCAUGGCCGGUCCGCUCGGAGAGGCUCGCUCCGCCGGCGAGCGGCCUGGACGAGGCGUGCAUUAACCUCUCCUCCGUCGCCGACGCCGCCGACGCCGACCUGUGCGGGGCGGGCCCCGACCGCCCGCGCGCGAGCCUGGCGGGCCUGUGGCGGGCCUCGCAGGAGGUCGGCGCCGCGCUGAGGGUGGUGCGGGAGGAGGAGGUGGCUGCGGCGGCGGCGUGUGCACAGCUCGACGAGUUGGCCGAGCCGCUGAUGAGGGCGGCCAGUGCGUCGCUCGUCCUGCUGCUGGCUGCUGCAGUCACACGCACCGCCCUUGUCCGCUACCACCUCUGGCUCAGCUUCUGGCGCUCCGACACGCGGCGGGGCGCGCUCUACUCUGCCGGCUGCGACGGGCUCGCGAUCGCGGUUCUCGCCGCGGGCGGUUUAGCGCUCGUCCUGGGAGCCUCCGAGGUGGAGGAGGCGCUCCCGUGGAGGCCGCGCUACCUCGGCCCCGCCACCACCGCGUGCGCCGUCGCCAUCGGCGGCGGCUGGCUGAGCGGGCUGCUCGUGCUGCUGCACGGCGUCCGGUCGCGGAGAAGGCUGGGCAGGGCUGCGGCUGGAGACAGCGACGGGCAGUUCGCCGGCUUGCGCGCGAGUGUGCGGCAUCUCGAUCGAGCGGCGGGUCGAUACCGCGGCGGCGGCGGGCAGGGCGGAGGGCAGGGCGGAGGGGUGUGUGGUCGCUGCAGCAGCUGCGGUCGCUGCGGCGGCUGCGGCGGGUGCAGCGGCUGCGGGGGACGCGACAAGGCACUUCCCCGCCUUCUCCACGCAGCCCUGGUGCUGGUGCUGGUGCUCUGCGUCGCAGUGCUUGUUCUCUCCGCCUCCGGCCUCGGGCUCGCCGUCGGCGGCCGCAUCGCCGCCGACGUCAUCGACUCCAACGCCGCAACCCUCGACGCGAUGCUCGUCCCGCCUCGGCUCGCGCCGUGGUACGAGGUAGCCGACGGCAGAAGUCACACCAAGGUCGAGGCGUGCGCGGCUCACGCGGCCGUGUCGGCGGCCGUGGACGCCUCCGGCUCAUCACUCUCAAUGGCGUGCGAGUUCGCGUCUCUGCCGGCGCGCGCCGUGCUGGCAUCGUUGCCGGCCGUCGAGGAGACUGAUGAUGAUGAUGGCUCUGUGGCGGCGGACGUCGCGUACAGCGUCGCAAGUGGCCUGUCCGACUCGUCCAGCAAAACCGCGUCCUCGUUUGGACGCGAGGCGCGCAGCGCCGCCGCGGCACUCAACUUCGACUGCGCCGGCCUGUCCGCCGCGCUCCGGCUCGGCCGGCGGCGCUGCCCCUCGCUCCCGUCGAACGGCUCUGAGCCUGCCAACAGCACCGCCAUCGCUGCCAACGGCACCGCUGCCAACGCCAGCGCUGCUUUCGCGGAUGCGCUGGUGGGCGCGCUGCUGGAGGGCAGGGGCGUGCUGCUCCGCCUCGAGCGAGUUGCCGUGGGGGCGGGCGUAGUGGGCGAGGCAGUGCAGGCGCCGCUGGCGAGGAUGACGGCCGGCGCGGCGCUGCUCGUGGUCGGGGCGAGCCUCGCCUUCGCCUCCUUCUCGCGCCAGCGGAUGCUCGAGCUCGUCGAGCGGCACAAGGAGGCGUGGAGGAACCCGCCCGCCCCGGUGCCCGUCUACGACCGGUACGACAGCAACAGCGGCAGGCUGGGCAGGCCGGGGCUCAUCCGGGGCUCGUCCUCCCUCGGGCGGAGCUCCUCCUUCGACGCUUUCUUCGACUGCUCCUUCUCGGCCGCCUCGCGCCAGCCGUCCUGCGCGAAUCUCGUCCAGAUAGGGGAGCUGACUGGCAGCAAGCCGAGCCUUUACGUGUGA
This is a messenger RNA of Emiliania huxleyi CCMP1516, 2523 nucleotides long. RefSeq lists its product as hypothetical. Lineage: Eukaryota; Haptophyta; Isochrysidales; Noelaerhabdaceae. The coding region runs from base 1 to 2523 and encodes 840 amino acids. The transcript has a single exon. The record is from RefSeq and is a predicted model, not a curated record.